AUGGAUAGCAAACAUACGAAUACGGAGGCGGCGGCGACGGGAUCAAACGGUUUUACUCCUUUAGUGACGGUUGUUGGGUUCCACCAUGCCAGAGGCCCAGAGGUUGAGAACUGGUUCGGUGCACCAGAGGGAUCAGACCCAGCAGUUGACCAUGACUGGCCUUUGCUGCCAUUCAUGGCGUUGAGUGAUGGUGCGCACGCUGCCUCGGAGGAUUUCUCAUACUUCACUCUUCUACGUCCGGCCCGCGACAAUGUUCCUGCAACUUCUCUCUUCGGUAUAUCUUGUACGAGGCAACUCGAUGCAUCUUCUUUAAUCAAUCGGCCGGCCGAUGUUACCCGUUCGACUGUGCAAAAAGCCGUGGUUGUGAUUGCCGACUCGCCCCAGUUUUUCGGCAUGCUUAGGGAGAGAUUGAGCGUGGUUACAACAGCGUGGUUUGCUCAACGGGAGUUUACCGACACCGAAAUCCUCAAGCGGUUCCAGGAGAGUCUUCAGGAUGAGAAAGAGAGGGGCGUUGGGUUGGCCGAGGAAGACCGGGAGGAGUACCUAGGAAUGAGUUUGCGGGAGCUGGUUAGGGAGUUCAGAUGGCAGACAUUAGUGCUGUUCAAGUGCUGUCUGUUGCAGCCAAAGAUGCUCUUCUUCGGAUCGAGAUGCGAGAGACUGUGCAUGAUGCAAUUUUCAUUGAUAUCCUUAAUACCAGGUUUAAUACGAAAUCUCCAGGAUUGUGCAGAUCCGGAAUUGGACAGUUACGAGAGACAUCUAGUUAAGCCAACCAGUUUGAAGACGAGCGACAGGGGCUCAUUAUUGUCCUACAUGGGGCUACCACUUCAAAUUUUCGGAAAGGGAAGUCUAUUCGGGCCAUAUACACCCUUGCAGCAGCUCGACAUACUUGCAGACUAUGGCACAAAAUCGUACAUUGUUGGAUCCACGAAUUCUCUACUUCUACAACAAAAAGACCGUUACAGCGAUAUUCUUAUCAAUCUUGAUGAGAGCACUAUAAAUAUCACCUCGAGCUCGCUCAGAGCGGCGCUCACUCUUUCGGCAGCCGAUCGACGAUGGAUGGAUUUCCUCACACAGUCUGUGAACGACACGUGGGACGAUGCUAAUCCUGGGCGGCCGAAAACCAUGGGAUAUGUCGGGUCGGAGGAAUUCAUCCGUCUUCAGUUCGAAGAAUAUCUGUUAUCCUUGAUAUCCUCUGUAAAGUGCCACAAUUAUCUCGUUCACAAUGCUCAUAAUCCCAGAGCAAUGCUUCCAGAAGUCGAAGGAGACCCAGCAAUGGAUUUCGGUCAUGAUUGGAUCGAAGCCUGGACAAGAAGUGAGAAUUAUCGGAUUUGGGAAAGGAAUACUGAUUCGCAUCUUUUCGACAUUGUGCCGCCCAAACACCCCUGUGCUGGUGGCCUCACAAUCGACGACGUCCAACGCCGGAUUGCUGAACAAGUCAAGGAAUUUCAUUUAGAUGAGAGAUUCAAUGUUGGAAAGGAAGUUUUAGGAAGAAAUAUUGCCGCCGGAAAAGAGAAAGCUAGCACUGUCUUCAAUAAGAUUUACGCUGAUAUGGAGGCGUACAAGGAGAGUCAAAAGCAAAAGCAUGAAGCGGCCAGGCGAGAAGCCGAGAGAAAUGGAACGCCGCUCCCAAGCCCUGGAUUUGCUGGACCAGAUCUCAAUGGCGCGAAGAAAACUGCACAAAGUGUUGGAAGUAAAGCUGGUGCGUACUUGGGAAGUUGGGGUACAUGGAUGGGCGAGAAGAAAGCCGGCUGGGGUAGCUCGCGGUCUACACUACCGAAAAUUACCCAGAAAGAGAAUUAUCCUACACCACCAAGUUCUACAAAGAACGAAAAGUCUAUAGAUUCAUCAAGGCCUUCGACUAAGGAUGAUAAUCGCCCUCGGACUCAGGAAAGUUAUCAAGAAAGCUUAUUUGAUGCAGAGGCUGUUGAAGCUAAUGGCGGUGCCCCUGGUGUCAAGGAGAUCCUAUCACCGACUAGCAGUCACCAGCCUCCGCAUCCUGCGAAGUUUCAUGAAGAAUUGGACGAUGAAAGCACUAAUAAAAAUGUGCAUGCCAAUGGAUCAACAAAAGUAGCAUCGCCUCCCACCAAGAUCGUGCUACCAGCGGCAAUUGUAGCUCCUGAAUCGAGGCAAUGGGCUGAAGCUUCAAUCUCCCCCAAGAAAGUUGAUCACGAUGCUCGAUCUGGCGCUGUUGCGAGGGCAGUAGAAGACGCUACAGCUACACCGAUAUCACCUUAG
Glarea lozoyensis ATCC 20868 is the source of this 2235-nucleotide messenger RNA. RefSeq lists its product as uncharacterized. The record is from RefSeq and is a predicted model, not a curated record. The transcript has 5 exons. The coding region runs from base 1 to 2235 and encodes 744 amino acids. NCBI's taxonomy places the organism in Eukaryota, Fungi, Ascomycota, Leotiomycetes, Helotiales, Helotiaceae. Gene Ontology annotation, cellular component: cytoplasm.